AUAAAGAAUUAUUUACGCUUUGUUAAUCAGUUAUUACAUCAAGCAGUCGGGAUGAACUCAGUUGUUUUAUUUUUGUCAGUGUUAGCUAGAUGUUGUGUAAACAGUUUAGUUUUAGAACAACAAACGGAUCAAGAUGUUCUGCAGUUGCUUGUUAAACUGGAAGCAAAAGUAACAACGCUAGAGGACAAGAUAAGAGUAUUAGAGGAAUCAGGGAUUUCAACGAAGAAAGAACCGAGUCCGGCAUUCAUGGCAACUCUAUCACACAGGGUUGAAACUUGCGCCACCGAUCAGCCACUGAUUUUUGACAAUGUAAGGCUCAACAUAGGAUCUGGCUACGACCAAAGACAUGGACUGUUUAGAGCGCCAAGGAAUGGAACUUAUCAAAUCAGUGCUACCUUAACUGCUACACCGAAUACCCAGUACCAUGUCGCAUUUGUUAAAAACAUGGCAUCAAAUCAUGUUGGUUAUCUUUUUGUUGAUAAUAUCAGCAUAUGGUUAGAAAGAAGUACGUCGCUAGUAAUGCACCUAAAUGCUGGCGAUGAUAUUUGGUUGUCAUGUAUCUAUGGCAAUAGUGCUAUUCAUGGCUACCAAACUGGCAAAGCAAAUGACUACGAUUCACAUUUUCAGGUUUUAUGAUCAGUGAGGAUUGAUAUUCUUAAUAGUGAACAAUGACGGUUUUUGCUGGAACUCUCCUAGUAAAGUAAAUGUAAAAAUAACUCUUUAACUGUUUAACUUCGUAAUUUUAAAGUCUGAUUCAUUUAAGCAGCUAUUAUAUAGAU
Messenger RNA from Mercenaria mercenaria, 779 nucleotides. RefSeq names its product heavy metal-binding protein HIP-like. The transcript is spliced from 2 exons. The coding region runs from base 52 to 636 and encodes 194 amino acids. Lineage: Eukaryota; Metazoa; Mollusca; Bivalvia; Venerida; Veneridae. Gene Ontology annotation, molecular function: protein binding. The record is from RefSeq and is a predicted model, not a curated record.